Messenger RNA from Lycium ferocissimum, 1424 nucleotides. RefSeq names its product patatin-2-Kuras 1-like. The coding region runs from base 32 to 1192 and encodes 386 amino acids. Gene Ontology annotation, molecular function: monoacylglycerol lipase activity; glycerophospholipase activity. Gene Ontology annotation, biological process: lipid metabolic process. The record is from RefSeq and is a predicted model, not a curated record. NCBI's taxonomy places the organism in Eukaryota, Viridiplantae, Streptophyta, Magnoliopsida, Solanales, Solanaceae. The transcript has 7 exons.
UAGUGCAAAAAAGAAACUCCAAUUAUCUGAAAUGACAAUUACUAAUGAACCAGUAUCUGCUGAGGUGGGAGAAAUGGUGACUAUUCUUAGCAUUGAUGGAGGUGGCAUUAAAGGAAUCAUUCCUGGUACUAUUCUUGCUUUUCUAGAAGGCCAGCUCCAGGACUUGGACAAAAAUAAAGAUGCAAGACUUGCAGAUUACUUUGAUGUGAUUGCAGGAACAAGUACAGGUGGCAUAGUGACCACUAUGCUAAGUUCUCCUAAUGAAAAUAAUCGUCCGUACUUUGCUGCCAAAGAUAUUGUGCCGUUUUACUUCGAGCAUGGCCCUAAGAUUUUCUCACCAAAUAAUAGAUUUGGUUUCAAUUGCAGAAAUGAAACUAGUGACGGCCCCAAAUAUGAUGGAAAAUAUCUUCACAAAAUUCUGCGAGAAGAGUUGGGAGAGACUCGUUUGAAUCAGACUUUAACACAUGUCAUCAUUACAUCCUUUGACAUCUACAACCUUCAGCCAACAAUAUUCUUCAAGUCGGAGAUAGAAAAAUCACAUUACAUGGAUGCUAAGAUGUCUGACAUAUGCAUCAGCACAUCGGCAGCUCCAACUAUGUUCCCUCCAUAUUACUUUGAAAAUGAUGAUGGUCAAGGCAAUAUGCAUAAGUUCAAUGUGAUUGAUGGUGCUGCUGCAGCCGACAAUCCGGCGUUAAUUGCCCUUAGCACAGUAACGAAACGUGCUGCGGAAUUUGAUCCAUCAUUCGCAAAAAUAAAGCCAAUGGACGUGAAAAGGAUUUUGCUGCUGUCAUUGGGCACUGGUGCUGCAAAUUAUGAGGGGAAAUACAAAGCACAGGAUGUAGCUAAAUGGGGUGCUUUAAGCUGGAUAAAACAAGAUGAUGGUACCACCCCUAUAAUUGAUAUUAUUUCUGCAGCAAGUCAUGCUAUGAUUGAUGAUUUCACUUCUACCAUCUAUCACGCUCUUGAUGCUGGGAACAACUAUCUCAGGAUUCAAGAACCGGCAUUAAAAGGCUCAACUACCAUAAUGGAUGAUGCUUCAGUGGAUAAUAUGAAAUUACUGGUACAAGUUGGUGAAGACUUGUUGAAGAAACCAGUUUCCAAGGAUGAUCCUGAAACCAAUGAGGAAGCUCUGAAAAGGUUUGCAAAAUUGCUCUCGGAUAGGAAGAAAGCCCGAGCAAUCAAAGCCCUCUAAAUAAUUCAAGAUAAGGCCUUGGAUUUUAUUAGUACUUGAAUAAAUGAUAUGCCAAAGAAUAAGCGCUUGUAAGGGUUAUGUUUGCCCAUCAAGUUUCGUGUUGUUUUAGAACUGUUAUGUUUUUCGAUCUCAUAAGUGAAGAAACGAGGAUAAAUUUCAAUAGAAAUAUCCCUCUAUGUAAUAUCUAAGGACUAUGUAACCUUUUGGUUGUGUGAAAUAAAUAAAACUAUUC